AUGGAGAAUGAUGGCAACGCAUCCCUCAACAAAGGGGUGUGGAGCGCUGAUGGGAAAUUCGCGGAAUCAUCAAGCGCCGAUGAAGACGCGACGCUCGCCCAAUACGUCGCCCUCCACGGCCCCAAGAGGUGGAAAUGUGUGGCCAUCAAAUCAGGGUUGAACAGGUGUGGUAAGAGCUGCAGGUUGAGAUGGCUCAACUAUCUUAGACCUGAUGUAAAAAGAGGCAACUUUUCUGAUGCUGAAGAGGAUUUGAUUCUUAGAUUGCAUAGGCUCAUAGGAAAUAGGUGGUCGUUGAUCGCCAAGAGAAUCCCCGGGCGAACUGACAACGAGAUCAAGAACUACUGGAAUGCUCAUCUGAGGAAGAAAGCAAAGCUAAUGGAGAAGUUACCUGCAAUUUCGCUAGCUGCAAUGAAGGAGAAUCUUUGGAGUGAGGAGGCCAGUAAUGGAACAGAGAGUCAAGAGACGGAAGACAUCGGAGGUGGAAAUGAGGAUGGAGACGAUGAUGAAUCUUUCGAUGUCUCAGCCUCUGAACUGAAUUGGGUUAAAAGUUUUCUUGAACUCGAGGAAGAUGUAUGA
Messenger RNA from Salvia splendens (bonfire salvia), 576 nucleotides. RefSeq names its product transcription factor MYB114. NCBI's taxonomy places the organism in Eukaryota, Viridiplantae, Streptophyta, Magnoliopsida, Lamiales, Lamiaceae. Gene Ontology annotation, biological process: cell differentiation; regulation of DNA-templated transcription. The record is from RefSeq and is a predicted model, not a curated record. Gene Ontology annotation, cellular component: nucleus. The transcript is spliced from 4 exons. Bases 1 to 576 code for a protein of 191 amino acids. Gene Ontology annotation, molecular function: transcription cis-regulatory region binding.